UUUAAUUUUACUUAAUGACCAGUGAACGUGCCAGUGUUAGUGCAAAUAGGUACUUGAGCGAAAGUUAUUUUCUGUCUGGAAACAAAAAUUAAAAAAAAAAAAAUUUGUUAUGAGUGAAAUGACUAAAGUUGUUAAUAAUCAGCAGCACCAACUUGGUGUUAACAUUGAUGAAAACCUAUUGUGGUGUAGCAAUUGUAAUAUCCACUUGGAUAGUAGUAACAGUUUUGAUGUACACAUACGCUUUCAUCAUCCAAAUUUAAUGAAUGAAUGGGGAGGUCAGACAAGAAAGAACAAUAACGAUGAGAAUAUUCAUGAUGACAGUAGUGAGUGUGACAAUAAGCAUGGCCAACAGCAGGUUAGUAACUCAGGGAAGCACAUACUCAGUAACGAAACUGCAUCAUCUGGUAUAUGCAAAGCAGGUUUCCGCUUAAACUCUGGUGACAUUAGACCUGAAAUGCUACAACAACAACAACUACAAGACCAUAAUUACGACCAGCCUUUUACAUUGGCUAAUUUCAGCGAUACACAGUACUUUAUGAGUCGAGAGUUUGCACUACCAUCACCCUCUUUAGAUUCCGAGCAGCAACAGAUAGAUGAACAAAAAUUAUCACCACAUAUCACUACUGAGCGUAGCUUUUACUCUUACAAGCUUCCCACCCAUCAAUCUGACAUAACCACGGAAACAAACUCAUCGGGUAUAGUACAACGCAACAAGUGCAGUUCUAUUUUUGAAGAUGUGACUCAACUCACCGAACAUUUUGAGCGUAGCCACGAGCUCUUACCAGGUACCCAGUGCAUACUACAAUCACCAACAACUAGCCUUGUACAACAGCAGCUGAACCAAGCGCAAGCGCAACAGCCACAGCAUCAGAUACACGCUUUACGUUCACAAACACGACUUGAUCAGCAGCAGGGGAUGUCGGGACAGUCUUAUGACUUUGAUGCAAUCAUUGCAUGCAAGAAUGAGAAGGAGCCUGAGGAGCACGCUGAGAUCCUUGAUCUUGACUCUCACAAAGUUCAAACGCACAGGUACGAGGAUGAGUACUCUAGAAUUCAUCCACAUCGUUCUCAUGAAAUGGAUAUGUAUACACAUGCUCACAUGGUACAUCAACAGAAUCGAUCCGAUCAGAAUCACCAUCAACAGAUGCCCAUUUUAUUUUCUGGUCAGUCUAUGAACUGGACAACCGUGCUACCACAGGAUUAUCAUAGUCCAAUGCUAAUAGAUAACCCUCCAUCUCGUCAGGAGCAACAGAAGCAGUUUGUACAUGGCCAACCGUUGAUACCUCCAGUUGAUCAACGACCACUCAAUAGCUCACCACUCGUUACGAGUACAGAACAAAUGCUUAUACAUCCUGUAUCUGGGCGCAUAAUCCCACAAAGUAAUAAACCACCACUUGGUGGUAAUCAAUCAUGGAAAAGCAAUGAAGCACGAAGACCAAAGACCUACAAUUGCACGGCGUGCAACAAGUGGUUUACUAGCUCUGGGCACCUCAAAAGACACUACAAUACAACUCUUCAUAAAAAUGCCGUGAAGCAAAGUAAUAUGCCUGAUCCAGCUACUCAACCAAUAAGCUCACACCAUCACCCAAAUCGUGGGGACUCUUCUUUAAUAAGAAAAACAAUUAGUAACCGAAUCUCACCCGAUCAAUUAACUUCUAACAGUCCCCCAAACUUGAUGGCAGGUCCCUCGGAAAAGGCACCGAGGGGCCUGCUUCAUACGCCUAUUAUCAGCAUGAAUACUCCCAGCGGUCGCAGCAGCAACAUUGCCUGCGUCAGCAGCGAGCUUACAACGAACCACGUAACCCAGCCUCAGAAAAUUCUGCAACCAUCGUUACAGCUUCAGCAAAAAAUUCAGAAACAACCAAUUCAAUCUCUGGAGCCUACACUUCCGCUGACACUAACACUUUCGUCAACAAUUUCAACAACGGAUCAAAUCCAACAAAAUCAGCACAUGUAUCCAAAAAUUCAACAACCAAUGGCUUCGACACUCCUCCAGUUAUCUCCACAGCCACAUCAACCAAUGGUCUCACAUUCUCCAAUCAAAACAUUAGACUACCAGCCCAUGACUAUGAUCAGAUCUCCCACGCACCAGCAAGUACACACGGAUUCACCAUUACAAAUGACAAUAACCCACCAGCAGCAAUCCGAGAGUUUACUUUCACCUACAGUAACGAGAGUUAUACCAGACGUAAUGACUUUAUCGUCACCAGAAGCCAUGAUGAAGGAUACUUUAACACCUCAUCAGAUUUACCCAAACGUCCUGCCCCCCCACGUUACAACGGCUGUCAAAAUUCCGGAGCUGCUGGUGUGUACUAUCAGUCAACUAACAACCACUGGUAAAUUUAAUAGACAGUACAUGAGUAGUAGCAAAAGGAAAAAUCAGAUUAAGAUGUUACCCGGCUUCUCUACAAUUAACCAGCAAGCUUCAGCAUUCCGCACUUACGAUACAAAUGACACUUCUUUAGGAAAAUUUGCAAUUCAUCAAAGCUUCAUUCAAGGCUUCAACUUAGGCAAAACCAGUCAAAAAAAAAACACACAGAUACUGAGCAAGUCAAUUCAAUCGUCAACUUUUACUAGCGAAAGUAUCUCUCCUAAUGUAUUAUCAUCAUGUCAACACGUUUCUCAGCAGCAGCAGCAACAACAUCAGCAGCGACACACAAAUGAACGUAACCAAACUAAGAACAAUAAAAUAUGGGAAGCCAAAGAUGUUGAUAUCAAUAUCAUUUCUAAAAAGAAAAAUUAUGUUAAAAAAAAAAAAAAAAAUCCCAACAAUAAGAUCAAUUUAACUUUGUCAAAAAUAUCAACAGAUAAUUAUGUAACUGAAAGUGUCAAAUUAAGGUGUGAACCAUGUUCUAAGACUUUUUAUAAAUCUUGCUAUCUCACGCAGCACAACAAAAGUUUUCAUGCAGGAGUCAGACCCUUUAAAUGUGACAAAUGUGGCAAACGCUUUCUUGAAAAAGAAAAGCAUGAGGUACAUGAACGGGUCCAUCUCAAUGACAAGCCUCAUAAGUGCGAGGUGUGUCCGAAAAGUUUUAAUCACAAAACUGACCUGAGGCGCCAUAUGUGUAUGCACACUGGCAUCACGCCUUACAAAUGUAAUUUAUGUGCCAAAAAAUUCACUCGCAAAGAUCACAUGGAAAAGCAUGUAGCAGGGCAUAAUAAAAAAAGUACUACUAGAAUGAAAAUUAAGAAUAACAGUUAUAAUGUAAAAUUUAACAAAAACAAUAAUAACAAAUUUCUUAACAACAAUAGUGAGUACAGACAAACUAACAAGUAUAACAAAAAAAAAAGUAUGAAAAAUACUAAAAACGACGUUAAUAGUACUAACAAUUACGAUUCAUUUCAUAAUAUAAACCAUGAUGAUAAUAAUAAUAAUAAUAAUAUUUUCAUAAAAAUGACUUCGAGCAAUAAUUUUAUUGGCCUUAACAAUGAUGAAAACAUAUAUGAACUGACCAGUGGUAAUAUUAAUCAUAAGUCAUAAAAGAAUCCUUAAAAACUAUAGUAAAGCUUAAAAAGUCGAGUGAUUGGAGAUGUAAGAAGAAAUUUUUACAAUAAAAAUUUUUUUAUAGAAAAAUGCGUACUAUCUUAAAUAUUUUGUUAUUGAUUUAUCGCUUAAAUUUCUUCUGUAGAAUUGUAAUGAAAACUUAGAUGAACCAAAAGUACGAAAAAUAGAGUUUCUUUUAAUAGAUCAUUUGUAAUCUUACAGUUCAACAUAUUUUUUAGAUCACUAUAUUUGAACGACGGACGUCUUCUUCAAAAAAAUAAAGAAAAUAUGAGUUGUGCUUCUUAAUCGAAAACUUCAAAAAAUAAUAAAUAUUUAGAUUGUUUUUCACGUAAUAAUGAGACCUUCAAAAGACAAAAAGUUUCAAUAACAAAAUAGGCAGUUACAAUAUUGAUAGACAUGCACAGUGUGCCUUCCUUUAAAUUUUUUGGUAAAAUUUACUAAUCCACUAUUUUUAACUUCAUUAAAAAAUACCUAAAAUAGUUAUUUGCUUAGAGAACGACUAGUAGCACUCCCAACUAUGGCAAAAGUUUGUAAUUUGAGAGAUCACAAAGGAUUUAAACACAAAAUAAAUAAAAAAUUCUGUAAAACUACAAUAUUUUUUGAUGAAAGUUAUGAAAAAAAUAGCCAAUU
Molecule: messenger RNA, 4135 nt
Organism: Copidosoma floridanum
Lineage: Eukaryota; Metazoa; Arthropoda; Insecta; Hymenoptera; Encyrtidae
Source: RefSeq, a predicted model, not a curated record